AUGUCCUUCCUCGGCGGUGCCGAGUGCUCCACGGGGGCCAACCCGCUCAGCCAGUUCACCAAGCAUGUACAAGAUGACAAGUCUCUACAACGCGACCGCCUGGUCGGGCGCAGACCAGGUGGUAUGCAGGAGGGCAUGCGAAGUCAGCAAAUGGGCGGUCCUUCCGAUGGUAUGAUGAAUGAGUUCAUGAAUCAGAACGUACAGCUCCCACAAGGGCCCGGACCUGCGUCACCCUUUGCCAUGGAGCAGAUGCGUAGAGAAUUAGAGCGAGCCCAGCAUAGCGGAUCGCCAGCAUGGGCAGCCGAGUUCGAUCCGGGCAUGCAGGCUCCCCAAAUGGGCCCAGCCAUGCAAGAGAGACCAGCGGGCUUCAACCCUGCUGAAUUCGCAAAGUUCCAGCAAAUGAAUUCUGCCGCUCGGACCGCGAGCCCUACAACCGCAUCACAGCCUUCCAUGUCGGCGUACCAGCAGCCCAUGUACGGCAUGGGCAUGGGUAUGGGUAUGGGUGGUAUGGGCAUGGGCAUGAUGCAACAGCCAUAUGCACCACAAAACUUUCAACAGCCCGUACAGGACUCAGGAAAGGGAAAAGGACGCAUGGUCGAACUCGACGACCAUGACUGGGAAGCACAGUUUGCGCAGUUGGAACAGACCGACCAACAGAACCUGGACGCGCUCGACGAGGAAGCCAACAAGGCUAUGGAGGCUGAGCUGAACGAAAUGGACAGGUCAGUAGAGAAAGACGCCGUUGACUUCGACGAUUUCGAGUCCGUCUGGAAAGGAAUUCAAGCUGAGACUGAAUACGCUAGGCAACUUGCCAACGAGGAGAGAUUUGUCGAAGGACACAUGGGCGAUCUCGACCAGUGGGAGGGUUUCGAUGGUCUCAACACACAUCCGGUCCGCGACCCGUCUAUGGGCGACUAUCUGUUUGAGCAGGAGAACCUCUUCAAGAAUGUCACAAAUCCGUUCGAGGAGGGUGUCAAAAUCAUGGAAGAAGGUGGAAACUUAUCAUUGGCCGCCCUGGCAUUUGAAGCAGCAGUACAAAAGGAUCCAAACCACAUUGCGGCUUGGGUGAGGUUGGGUGAGGCUCAGGCGCAGAACGAGAAGGAAACACCCGCCAUCCGUGCGUUGGAACAUGCGUUGAAGCAAGACCCCUCGAACCUCGAAGCCCUCAUGGGUCUGGCUGUAUCUUACACAAACGAAGGCUACGAGAGCACAGCAUACCGGACAUUAGAACGCUGGCUAGCAACCAAGUACCCCUCUCUCAUCAAGGAACCGCUCUCGUCAGAUGCCGAGAUGGGCUUCACAGACCGCCAUCUACUCCACGAGAAGGUUACCAAUCUUUUCAUUCAAGCCGCACAAUUAUCGCCGUCUGGUGAGCAGAUGGACCCCGACGUACAAGUUGGCUUAGGUGUGUUGUUCUACGGCGUAGAAGAAUACGACAAAGCCGUCGAUUGUUUCGGCGCCGCCCUCGCUUCCACCGAAUCCGGUGUCUCGAACUCAUCAUCACAAGUCCACCUCCUCUGGAACCGCCUCGGCGCCACCCUCGCAAACUCGGGCCGAAGCGAAGAAGCCAUCGACGCUUACUCACGUGCUCUCGCCCUCCGUCCAAACUUCGUCCGCGCCCGCUACAACCUCGGUGUCUCGUGCAUCAAUAUCGGCUGCUACACUGAGGCAGCACAGCACUUGCUCGGUGCUCUGGCUAUGCACAAGGUCGUAGAGCGAGAAGGCAAAGAGAAGGCGAGAGAAGUCGUUGGCGACGGCGUGUCAGAGAGUCAACUAGACAACAUGAUUCAUCAGAACCAAAGCACAAACUUGUACGACACCCUCCGGAGAGUGUUUGGCCAAAUGGGACGAAGAGACUUGUCGGAUAUUGUAGGGCCAGGCAUGGAUGUCGAGCGUUUUCGUGGCGAAUUUGAAUUUUGA
This is a messenger RNA of Bipolaris victoriae FI3, 1920 nucleotides long. RefSeq lists its product as hypothetical. Gene Ontology annotation, cellular component: peroxisomal membrane; cytosol. The record is from RefSeq and is a predicted model, not a curated record. Bases 1 to 1920 code for a protein of 639 amino acids. Gene Ontology annotation, molecular function: protein binding. Gene Ontology annotation, biological process: protein import into peroxisome matrix, docking. The transcript has 2 exons. Lineage: Eukaryota; Fungi; Ascomycota; Dothideomycetes; Pleosporales; Pleosporaceae.